AUGAAAUUCUUUGUUGUUUUUGCUUGCGCUUUGGCUGUUGCCUCCGCUGGGUACGAAGAACCAAAGUACCAUGGACCUCUUCAUCUCGCUGUGAUCGGUAAGGGCGGAGUACCAGUUGAUACCGCUGAAGUGCAACACGCCAGAGCUGCUCACUUCUUGCACAAAGCUGAAGCUGAGGCUAAAAGUGGACACGGUUAUUACCACGAAGAACCCAAAGUUGCCAUCAUCUCGGGAACUCCAGCUUACGAACAUGGUUCUUCUCACGCUUACGAACAACAUAUUCCAAUCAUCGUGAAAGGAGUACCAGUUGAUACCGUUGCUGUUCAACACGCAAGAGCUGCCCAUUUGGAAGCCCACGCCGCAGCCAAAGCCCACGACCAUCAUCAUUACCAUUAA
Molecule: messenger RNA, 396 nt
Organism: Nicrophorus vespilloides
Lineage: Eukaryota; Metazoa; Arthropoda; Insecta; Coleoptera; Silphidae
Product: cuticle protein 2-like
Exons: 2
Coding region: 1-396 (131 amino acids)
Source: RefSeq, a predicted model, not a curated record